This is a messenger RNA of Arachis ipaensis, 1227 nucleotides long. NCBI's taxonomy places the organism in Eukaryota, Viridiplantae, Streptophyta, Magnoliopsida, Fabales, Fabaceae. The record is from RefSeq and is a predicted model, not a curated record.
AUGGCGGUGAUCGAUGACGCCAAUCCUUUUCUGCUCCAUUCCUUCGAUCAACCGAACCUUGCCUUGGUCACGCAAAUGCUCACCGGUGACAAUUAUCCUUCAUGGAAGAGAUCGAUGGAAAUGGCGCUCAAUGGCAAAAACAAACUUGGAUUCGUUGACGGCACGAUUCUGCCGCCUGAGGAAGGUGCGUCUCACUCUUUCAAGCUCCACUGGCAUCGUCUGAAUGACAUCGUCAGCACCUGGAUUCUCAACUCUGUCUCCAAGGAGAUCGCAUCGAGCUUGAUCUUUGCUGGUUCUGCUCAUGAGAUUUGGAUAGAUCUAGGUCACCGAUUUCAGCAAAAGAACCGUCCUCGAAUCUAUGAACUGCGAAAAGAGUUAAUCAAUCUGAAACAGGAUUCUCUCUCUAUCUCUCAAUUUUUUACUAAGCUGAAGUGUGUGUGGGAGGAAUUAUGCCAUUUUCGACCUUCAGUACACUGUAAUUGUGGUGGUGCUCGUGAAUUUUUAGCUCAUGCUGAUGAGGAAUAUGUUCUUGUCUUCUUGAUGGGGUUGAAUGAUGUGUACCAUCAAGUUCGGAGCCAAAUUCUGUUGAUGAAGCCUUUGCCUAGCAUCUCUGAAGUUUUCUCGCUAAUCGUUCAAGAAGAGCGGCAACGAGGAUUGACUCUUGCUCCUCCAACAAGCAAUGAGACGCAACUGGCUUUUGCCGUGAAGAACACACAGUAUAACUCCAAGAUCCGUCCAGGGAAGAAAGAUAAGCCGCUCUGUGCUCAAUGCGGUUUACUCAGCCACACCAAGGAUAAAUGCUACAAGUUACAUGGUUAUCCACCUAAUUACAAGAAGCAAAGUCCAGCCACAGUUCGGGUCAAUCAUGUGGACACAAGUCAGGACAUUCCUCUUCAGCUCACUUCUCAACAGUAUCAACAAUUAAUAUCACUAUUAUCCACACAAGUUCCAUCCACAAUGCCCCCUAUUAUCACUGCUGAAGCUUCAAGCGCAGGGGAAGGUAAACUUUUCUCUGCUGCUUUAAUUUAUGCACUUGGAGUUAAAUCAUGGAUCUUAGAUUCUGGCGCUACUUGCCAUGUGACCUGUACUUUGGACAAUUUCAAACCUUCAAUUUGGUUUGCAAAUAAGUUUGUGGUUCUCCCUGAUCAUACUCGCGUACCUGUGCUUGCUUCUGGUUCUGUUUCCUUAUCUCAAACCCUCACACUCACUGAAGUUUUGACCACCUGA